Penaeus vannamei (Pacific white shrimp) is the source of this 766-nucleotide messenger RNA. The record is from RefSeq and is a predicted model, not a curated record. NCBI's taxonomy places the organism in Eukaryota, Metazoa, Arthropoda, Malacostraca, Decapoda, Penaeidae.
GUCUUGGGCCGUCAUGGCUGGUGGUUGUGAGUGAAGGUUAACCAAACGUGAACUUUUUUCUCUGAGUCGAAACUUGGAGAAGGUGAUAACUUAAUCAUCUGACUCAUACACACACCAUUUUAAAUACUCAAAUUCGUGUGUUUAAAAAAAGAAAGAAAGAAAAUUUAAAAAAAGACAAGAAAGAAGAUAAAACGCGCAAGAUGUGAAACCCCCUUUUGGAAGAAAAUAAAAUGAGCUCGUUCUCCUCGCAAGCCGACGCACCCGAGCCAGAGAGCGAGCCGUAGAGAACCGCCAAAAUGCGCAAGAGCCACGCGGGAGUGUCUCCGGCGGCGAGGUAGCGCGCCAUGGCGUCCGUGAAACAGAUGAGCAUCGCCGACCGCCGCGGCCAGUAUCGGGGGCGGUCGCAGAGCCAGCCCGCGCCCUCACGCCCGCCCUCGGUCACCGCCCACGCCCGCAGCAAUGGCCACGUCACGCCCACGGGCACCACCAAGCAGAAGGCGGGCAGCGAGUGGGGCAUCAAUGGCAUUUCGGGAAGGAGACUGUACUCAGCGCAGGUCGGGGCGGAGGGUCGGCGCACGGGCGGAGAUCCCUGGGUUCGGCCGCCUCCUCCGCCACCUGCUCCUCCGCCCGCACCGUCGAAGCCUUCACGCCCGCGUCCAGGAUGCGAGGCGCCGUCGUGGCCGGUCCGCCCAGGAUAGGGGUGUUCCGCCCACGCCCCGCGCCGCCCACCACCUUCAGGAAGAUGUACGAGAGGGGCGACGUGCCC